Nanorana parkeri is the source of this 1908-nucleotide messenger RNA. It is a transcript of the gene ABCG5, whose product is annotated as ATP binding cassette subfamily G member 5. The record is from RefSeq and is a predicted model, not a curated record. Lineage: Eukaryota; Metazoa; Chordata; Amphibia; Anura; Dicroglossidae. Gene Ontology annotation, biological process: cholesterol homeostasis. Bases 1 to 1908 code for a protein of 635 amino acids. The transcript has 13 exons. Gene Ontology annotation, molecular function: ATP binding; ATP hydrolysis activity; ABC-type transporter activity. Gene Ontology annotation, cellular component: plasma membrane.
AUGGAAGGUGCUGGAGAUACUUCCAAUGCUACAGCAAUUUCAGAAAAAGAAGCUAGCUGCAAUAUAAAUGUACAAAACAUAUGCUACACAGUCAGAGAGCGAGCGGGACCAUGGUGGGAAGUACAAUCGUAUUACAACAAAUGGUCAAGGCAGAUUUUAAGGAAUGUGUCCUUUUAUAUGGAAAGCGGUCAGAUUAUGGCAAUAUUAGGAAAUUCUGGCUCUGGAAAGACAACACUUCUGGAUGCUAUCUCUGGAAGGAUAGGAAGCAAAGGCACAUUGCUCGGUGAAGUUUAUGUGAAUGGGUCCCAGCUGAAGAAAGAACAAUUUCAAGAUUGUUUUUCAUAUGUCUUACAGCAUGAUAACUUACUCGCUUACCUGACGGUUCGAGAAACUUUGACCUACACAGCAUUGCUGGCACUUCAGAAACACUCCAAAGAUGCCAUUAAGAAGAAGGUUGAUUCAGUUAUGGCGGAGCUAAGUCUCACUCACUCUGCAGACACAGUAAUAGGAGGACGCAUCUUCAAUGGCAUUUCCAGUGGAGAAAGACGUCGGGUGUCCAUAGCAGCCCAAUUAAUUCAGGACCCCAAAAUAAUUUUACUCGAUGAGCCAACUACCGGUUUGGAUGCAAUGACGGCAAAUCAUAUCGCGUUACUGCUUUCUGAGCUGGCUCGAAAGGACAGGAUAGUGAUUAUUUCCAUUCACCAGCCACGAUCAGAACUGUUCAGAAUUUUUGAUAAGAUUGCUAUCAUGAGUUCUGGGGAGCUUGUUUUCUGUGGUAACCCCGAAGAAAUGAUCACAUUUUUUGACGAAUGUGGAUAUGAGUGUCCUGAACACUCCAACCCAUUUGAUUUUUUUGUGGAUGUUACAUCUGUUGACACCAGAACAAAAGAACGUGAAAUGGAGACAUACAGCAGGGUGCACACCAUAGGUGCAGCAUACAGGGACUCCAGCCAGUUCCAAAACACCUUGGAGCUUAUGGAGGCAUCAAAGGCUGCUAAAGUGAAGCAGAUCAUCCCAUUCAAAACAAAAGAAGCCCCAAAUGAGUUGUCAAAGCUUUUUGUCUUGUUGAGGCGAACAGUACGAAAUCUUUCCAGGAACAAAUCUGGGAUAAUUAUGCGCCUCUCUCAGAAUUUUAUAUUUGGCCUCUUCAUUGUCUUUUUCCUCCUUCGAUUUAAGAAUGAUGUUUUGGAUGGAGCCAUACAGGACAGAAUUGGGGUCUUUUACCAGUGUGUGGGUGGAACAUCAUACACAGGUCUCCUUAAUGCUGUUGCUUUAUUCCCAGCCCUGCGUGCCAUUGGCGACCAGGAAAGCAAGGAUGGUUUAUACCAAAAGUGGCAAAUGCUUCUAGCUUACAUCAUCCACAUUGUGCCAAUCAGCUUUCUCAGCGUGGUAAUAUUUGGAGCUUGUAUGUACUGGACUAUAGGACUAAACCCAGAGCUGACACGGUUUGGAUGUUUCAUUGCAAUCACCCUACCUCCACACCUCAUGGGGGAACUGCUCGCUCUUGCAGUUCUUGGUUUGGUGAAUAAUCCCAACAUUGUCAAUGCUGGAGUGGCUCUGCUGAACAUUGCUGGGAUCCUUGUGGGGGCAGGACUUCUAAGGAGUUUACAAGAAAUGCCUCGGGUUUUUCAACUAUUAAGUUACAUUACAUACCAGAGGUAUUGCUGUGAAUUAUUGAUAGUCAAUGAGUUCUACGACCUGAAUUUCACUUGUGGCGGUUCAAGUAACUUAACUGGACCCACAUCACAAUGUCCGUACACUAAUGGCAAUGACUUCAUUGAAAGCAUCUACCCCGGAGCCAUUUCCAGGACCACAUUUGACUUUCUAAUGCUUUAUGCCUUUGUCCCUGCAAUGAUCAUUGGCUGCGUCAUAAGUUUUAAAUUUAGAGACAUUCUGAUGCGAAGAUAG